CUGAGAACUGUCACUAUAUAUUUUACGUUCUAGAUAAGUGUACACAGUGCACUUCAUAAGUGCAAUAUAAAUUUAUAUAGUAACAAAAUUUAUUAGAAUAUUGAAUAUAUAGGUAGUUGUAUAUAUAUAUCUAAGGAAUAAUAGAAUGUUUGUACAUUGAAACAAUAGAAAUGGAAGGUUUAAGUCAAAAUGAGAAGAUUAUUUGGAAUUGUUGGCAAGAAAAAUCACACAAAGAUGUGGUUCGUGAAGCUGCUGCCAAAGGUACACAUAUUAACUUGUGUCUGAAAUAUCUCAUGAAAAAAAAUUCUUGGACAGAGACUGAGGCAAGGCAUUGGUUCUUAAACGAGGUAAAAACAUGGACUGAUCAAUUAUUAAGGAGAAAACAAAUUUUUAAAGUUUUACACAUACUUAAUAAAUGUGACAUAAAUCCUGAGGAGCAUUUAAUGGAACUUGCAAGGUCAUCAGCCCAGAUCGACUACAGGGACUUCAUAGUAGAGCAUUUGCAAAAACUUAUAAAAGAUUUCAAAAAGGAUAACAUUGAAAAGUGGGAAAAUUUUAAAAGACAUUGGAACUUGCUCCAAUAUCUUGAAAAAUCAUUUGAGGUUGACGGUACUUUCAAACAAAAUAAAGUUUUUGGUACCGGAUCUGAAAGAGUAUUUGUUAAUGAGAGUGAAAUAAAAGCUCUGACUAUAGAAAAGAUUGAAGAAUACCCAUCAGAAUGGAAGUGCAAUAUCGCAACUGCAUUGUUUUUUGACACAUUUGAGUUCUCACUUCUGGAUUUUUCAUCUCCUCUUCAGAUGUGGAAUUAUUUGGUGAAGCAUAACAAAUCAAUGAUUCUCGUCCGUUGGAUAAAUGUUCAGAUGUCCGAGGUUGUUCGAGAUAUGAAUGCGAGAUAUAAUUUUUUCAAUAACGAUAAUUUCGUUCAGAAGCUGCUGACUGUGGAUACGAAGGGUUUUACACACGAAGUCCUCGACACUCUGGAUGAGAUUUUUCGCAAAUGGCCCAUUCUGCCGGAAAUGAUCGAUAAAAUUGAUACGUCCGACUGUUUUGAAUAUACAAAGAUGUGUAUUUACGACACCUUGGCCUCGUACGGAAUAAUAGUUCAGAAGGAGAAAACGGAUCUGUAUGAAAUAAUUGGUAGGUUAACGAGAACGCAGAAUUUGAAACUCAUUGACGACAUAUUCUCUGAAUCAUGCGCUACGAUGAGCAAUCAGGACUUUUAUCUGCAGCUGGCCAAAUAUUACGUGAAACAUAAAUUGUAUAAGGUUUUAACAAUUUGCAUAGAGGGUCAUAUAUUGGACACGGAUUUGUCGCAGAUUGAACAGGAGGCCAGAGACUGUAUCGAGCUGUGGUUGUUGUUUAAAAGUAUUGAACAAACAUCAGACAGGCAGAGUCACGUGGUGCCUGUGUAUAAAACUUGCCAGCAGAUUGCUAAGGACGAUAUCGAUAAUUACAUUUCGUCUAAUCCCCAUCUGGUCCUCGGCAUGAUAUUACUCGAAGACAACGCCAGCUUGUUCGAUAUAUUCUCCAAAAGCGAUUUUCUGGAGUUCAAAGAUUUCAAACUACCAAAUAUGGGCUACAAACAGAAGUUGCCACACCUGUACAGAGUAUAUGAAAGAUCUACUAGCAGUGAUUAUAUGUAUGAAUGUAAGGAUGUUAAUGUUUAUCAGUUGCUUUCUGGCUAUCGAGGUUUGGACGUGUCUAAGAUAUUCGAAUUCCAAAUAAUUAAUAGAAACACAAACGUUCAAAUGCCGGACAAAACUGACCGCAGAAGCUUAGGCAGUUUGCUGUCCGACGAAUUAGAUGUACACGGUUUGAAAAAUUUAACCCAAAGAACUAUUGAUAUGCCAGACUUCGCGAAUGACAAACUAAUGAAGAGAUAUGGUUAUGAUGCUAAACUGAACCACAUAUAUUAUUUGAAACAAUACCGUCCUUGCAAUGCAAGCCAGGCGUUUGUUUCACAUCAGUACCAAACAUAUAAUCGACUUCAAGAGAAAGGUAUAAAAAGCGCAUGCUGUGAAGCCCACGCCUUGGCUCUUCAGAACUGGUUCGACCCCGCUAUGACUGCUUGUGCUAUAUCAUUCGUAGCCAUGAUCGGAUGUAACCCCACUAGAUGUAGAGUUCACGUCUCAGCCACUAAAAUGAUUAAAAAUCAUCUCAUCCAUCGAAAGGGUUUGCCUGAAAAUGAAGUUAACAAAAUCGUUAACGAAUAUAUGGUGAAACUUAUUCAGAGCAACGACGACACAGCGAGGACCAUAUUGAAGUACUUAGAGGAAGUGACGUCUUGCAGACUAAAAGAAAUAAGAGAAAUCAAUGGCGAAAUAGAUAUGUCAGUGGUUUUGUAUGAAUCUCAAACGAUGAUAAAAUUUGCAAUGCUACACAAUUUACCAUUACCGGAGGAACAGUUGAAACAGUUUGUCAAUGAUAAUUCUUGGUUUAAUUUCUUGGUAUUUGGAGACGUUUUCAGAUACCCUCUAUCACAAAUGCUGAAACUGUCACAGGAAUUCAGUAGGAGGUCUUAUGCCGAACACUUAAAACAUAUAAUACUUAAUAAAUCUACUGAAGACGAGAAAGAACAAAAGUCUAGUUCAAGUAACGGGCAAAGGAAAUUAACGAGACUGAAUUCUGGAGACAUUCAGUGUCCCAAGGAAAAUUUAGCGGACCAAGCUGUGUAUCUAAGUCGUGAGCUUUGGGAGGUUUCUGCAUCAUGUCAUGGCCCGGAAGAUCCUCCGGCAGCUUUGUUAAAAUCUGCUCAACAGUAUAGAGAACCAUUGUUAGUAUUACUAGCUAGCUGCUACGAGCCAAAUGCCGUUGAUGUUCUGUGGGGUCAUUGGAUUUUGGCGUCGAUAGAACCCACUACGAAAAGUCGGGAGGACCUGCAAGCGGAAAUUUCCCAAAACAAUCCGGCGCAGCUACUGAUGAAAAUCGCAGAAGUCUGUAUUAUGGAAGGCUACGUCAACACUUUGCACGAAUCCUUUCUUAUAUUUAUGCCGGAAAGUCCACUCGCUCUUCUCACGGCAUUCCUUCACCGUUGCGUUAAGCAAUUGAUUUUUGAUUCCGAAACUAACAAGUAUGUCACGAGUUUCCUUAAUCAUUGUCAUCGCAGAUACAGCGUCGACGCCAGCGGCUUUCCAUUCGAAUUGUCGAAGGAGUCGCUUCAAAGAACAGCAGUUGCACUAGUCGUAUUGACACUUAUACACAAUUUCGACUCAGCCUUCCAUCAAAGGGAGUUCUUGAAGUGCUUAUCUGAUUCCCGAUUUGGAGUCGAUUUUAUAGUUCCUUGCCCAGAUUUUACAACAUUGUAUGAAAUCUUCAAAACCUCUAUGGAGACAUCGUCAAUCAUGACGCUGUCAAAAAUGUUGCAAGAAGAUUCUCAUGUUUACAUCAACGAAUGCGUGGAAAUGUAUACGCGCGAGAAAAACUAUGAGGUGGCCUUAAAAAUUGCAAAAUUAGCUGGUUUGCCGGUCGAUUAUAUUUUAAUAGCCGAAUGGAGUAUUAAACGUGAUAAGAUCACUACGUCAGACGAUGAGAACGUGGUAGUAUACGAGGCGGACGUUACAAAAUUCAUAGCCACCUGCAGUGAUGUAUUUAAAAAUGCCGGUGUCACUUUCAAUGGAGCCGUCAGUUUUCUAUCUGGAAUACCUAAACAAAUCUCCGACGACGCUCUACAGUUCUACGCGUAUAGAAUUAUUUUGAGUUGGUUUGAAGAAAAUCACGUGUACGGAGAAAAUAGAGAAGAAAUCGAACAUCAAAUGUGGGAGGCGUAUUUUAGAUGUGACAGGUCGCCGUAUUUGAAAGAUUCUCAGAGCACAUUGAAGUUUGUGUUAAAUAAUACAAGAGAAACAAUAUCUUCACCGAAUAUAAAUCUAAAUUUAGAAGACAAACCGUUCUCGUCCACUCUGCAUGAGAUCGAAGUUGAAUCUGAUGUUAUAAAUAUAGAGAAUAUUGAACUCAUAGAACAUAAAGAUGUGAUAGAGAACUGGCAGAAAGCAGUUAACGGUUUGUUAGAGGAGAAACUGCUCGUGGAAGCGUUUCGUUUAUCAUCGUUAUUCAGAAUUCCUGAUGAGUACCGGUUCAAAAUACCAGCCUGUCCUGUAAAUAUUGUAAGGACAUGUUUAAGAUUGGCCGAAGGCACAUGCUCGCCUUACGAACUUCCCCAAGAAUUGAGACUCAUUAUAUCUUCGCCCACACUCCAGAACAAGCUAAAUGUUUCAGAAGCUUCGGAGACAAGUUUCGAGGAAUUGGUUGUUGUACCGGAUCGCCAGGACGGUGAAGUGCCACACUUGGCAGUGAGAGAAGAAGUGGACCGUUUGUCUACUUUGGAAGCGCUGGCUGUUAGGAGUGGAUUAACUGUGGCUAAACAGAUCACGAAUUACUUCCGAAUCGCCCUACAAAUCGGUUGGGAUUAUUUGUCUGUCUUGAAAUAUCAAAGUCGUCCAUUGGAUUUCAUCAACUUAGUAAGCGGCAGGGCCAGAAUGUCGCUGGCGAAUCUCGUCUUCAGAACUUUUAAUGUACCAUCUAAACAGAUUGCAGAAUAUUUAUGCAAAGAAAUGGUAGCAGCAAUAAUAUCCCCGCAUUUAGUGAAGACAUCGACGUUCAGACAGAAGGAGCAUUUCCAAUACACGCUAUGGGGAUACGUUCUGGAUUCCGAUAUUGAGAUGUUUUUAAACAUGCGGCCAGGCGCCUGUAGUCAGAUCGGCAGACUGAUACUCGACCAUCUCAUGGCCUUCCAGAAGAUAUAUAAAGCUACGACCAUAUCCAAGAUAACGGAGAAUGUUCUAGACGACGGCUGUCUCGACGUGGAAACCCUCAUAGACGAAGAGUACCAGAACGUUGAUGGUGACGAGGUCGAAUCAAUUUUGACAGAAGAAGGGACGAUCGUUUCUACUGAAACUGAAUCCGUCUACUCGGUGUCCACGGUGUACACUACUGGGAAUAAGAUGUCCAGAGACUCGAGGAGGAAUCUCUUCGAUGUGAUAUCGAAGACGAAUAUCCACAUACCUUAUGAAAUUAAAUCCAACAUUCGGAAAAUUACUAAAGGAGCGAAACUUUCCACUAAACAGGUGAACACGAUCUCCAUCGAGCUGCUGGUGUUGUCUCACGAGUGUUUCUCAUGUGCGUGUGAUACAGAGGGCGUCGCAGUCUGCCUUCGAUCCGCUCAAGCCCUCAGCGCUCGUCUCUUGGCGUCUCGGUCUUGGAGGCUGAUGGUCCGCUUACUCACAGGCCUGGCGCGGUACACGGAAUGCGCGUAUAUACUUCAGGCUUUGCGCGACAAUCAUCAAUUUGAAUUUCUUCUCGGACAAUUCGACUAUAUGUUGGGCCAGCAGCAAGAUAAAAUAGUUGAAUUCAAGCAUGGCCUGCUCGAUUUCCUAAAGACCCAUUGCCCCGGGGAUACGGACACUUACAUCAUGGUGGCGCUUCACUUCAAUAUGUACGCUGAGGCAGCUAAUGUGAAGAAGAAACAAGCGUUACAUCUAAUAGACGACUUGGAGAGAACGGCGGAAGCCUCGAAACCCUCAAAGAAGACCAACGAACCGGUUUGGUUGAUGAUACACGAUAAUGUCCCGACGAGAACUCUCCUAGAAACAGCUCUAAAUCACUGCACCGACGCUUGUGAGUUAUACCUUCAAGGCGGAUGCACUGGAUUUGCUGGAUCGAUGGCAGCGCUCGCCCAACAGAUAGCAUUACAAAUCUCAUUACUGAACGCGUCUCCAACAAGACUUAUCUUAAACAGAACUACCGAGCAAACAUAUUUGCUUGUGAGUGAUUAUUUGAGUUUCAUGGAGGGUCUGGUGUUAUUGUCGGGUGCUGGUGGCGGUGUUUGGCGCGAGCUGGCCUACCGCCGCGCUCUCAAUAACGACCAGGCCUACCUUCGAGAUAUGGCUGUUUACAGACCUGACGUAGCCUGUGACAUCAUUAACAGAUAUAAGUCCGAGACGAACAAGACUCAAGUGUCCCAAUCAGCUAUGGCGGAACUCCGUACGCUGAUGAGGUGAUACAGGAUUAAAAAACUUCAUCAAUAAGAUCUCCAUACAUCUAAGUUUUUAUUCCAAAGCCAUAUUAACCGCUUGAUGUACGUCUAAUCUUUUAUAUUAUCAAAAUUGUUAUUCUGUGAUAUGUGGACUGAAAAUGUAUUUUUAUAGCUUUUUUUCUUAGUAAUUAAUAUAUAUAUGUUGUUUAGAAAUUA
This is a messenger RNA of Danaus plexippus (monarch butterfly), 6187 nucleotides long. RefSeq names its product spatacsin. Gene Ontology annotation, cellular component: cytoplasm; dendrite; axon. The record is from RefSeq and is a predicted model, not a curated record. Gene Ontology annotation, biological process: chemical synaptic transmission; axon extension; synaptic vesicle transport. The transcript has 15 exons. Bases 171 to 5996 code for a protein of 1941 amino acids. Lineage: Eukaryota; Metazoa; Arthropoda; Insecta; Lepidoptera; Nymphalidae.